AUGACAGGAAGUGCUACUUCCUCCACUCUGUGGAUGGGAGAUCUGGAGCCAUACAUGGAUGAUGGGUUUAUCAGUCAAGCUUUCAAUUAUUAUGGAGAAACUGUAGUCAAUGUGAAGAUCAUUAGAAAUAAACAGACAGGAGUUCCUGCUGGCUAUUGUUUUGUUGAGUUGUCUACCCCAGAAAUGGCACACCGAGCUAUGCUUCGACUGAAUGGUAAAAUUAUACCCAAUAGUGUUCCUCACAAGAGAUUCAAAUUGAACCGUGCCAGUUAUGGAAAAGAGCAUUUAUCAAAGCCAGAGUAUUCUUUAUUUGUUGGGGAUUUAUCUGAUGAUGUGGAUGACUAUGAUCUCUACAGUGCUUUCUCCAAACGCUUCCGAUCGUGUAGUGCAGCUAAAGUGGUACUUGAUAACUUUGGACGAAGCAAAGGAUAUGGCUUUGUGCGUUUUACAGAUGAAGGGGAACAUCAGCGUGCAAUGUUUGAUAUGCAACAUGUUUCUAUUGGCAGAAAACCCAUCCGUGUUAGCCUUGCCACUCCCAAAAGACCUCCCCCCCCUGAUGUUCCAGGGACUCAAAGUGCACAACAGUACAGUCAGUACUACCAACAGUACCAACAAUACCAGUACUACCAAAGCUGGUCAGCUUAUUCCCAGUAUUACAAUCAGUUCAGCUAUCCUUAUGGUGGAGGAUACACCACAGAUCAUUUUCAAGGUUAUUAUGAUCAAGGCACUGAAGAAGAAAUGGAAAUGUUAGAAGAUCCUGCUCUUGAGAUAGAUGUGGAGAAAGUGAAUAAGGAAUUCAUUGAACAAAGUGAGGAAGUGUUUGAAGCAAUUGAAGAUUCUCGAUGGCAACCAGUUGCUAAUGUGAUGACAACACUAACUCAAGCAGCUGCAGUCAUAGCUGCCUGA
Molecule: messenger RNA, 906 nt
Organism: Acanthosepion pharaonis
Lineage: Eukaryota; Metazoa; Mollusca; Cephalopoda; Sepiida; Sepiidae
Source: the annotation of a GenBank genome assembly